CUACAUCAUAUAAAUAUGCGUCAAAUCAAAUAUAUAUGACAAAUUUCAUUGUAAUAAAUUGGUGGUAUUUUAUGUAUUUCUUACAAUUUUAAUAUGGAACUAAAAAACCUAAAUUUAGUGUUACUUAUCGUGCUAACUAUUCCAGCCAGUGAAGCUAAAAGAGUAAAGCGUAUAUCCUCGCCGGAAUUCUAUGGAGCCUACACCGAGGAGUUGGCCAAAUAUGUGGUCUCCAUACGAUCAAGGACCCCACAGACCUUCUUUGGCGAUAAUCACUAUUGUUGUGGUGGACUUAUAUCAACGCGAUGGGUUCUCACAGCCGCCCAUUGUGUGAUGGAUCAAGUCAAGGUCAUGUAUAUGCCAAGAAUGCUGCUGGUGGUUUCCGGAACUCCACAACGUUUGCGAUAUGUGAAUGGAAAAACAAUAUGUUCGCCGGUAAAAUCAGUAUAUGUGCCCAAGGAGUUUAUUACGCACAAUAUCAUGAACAUGGCAUUGAUACAUUUGAUGAGUUCACUGCCCACGGAUAAUCCAAGAAUUGGUUUCCUUCUACUGCCACUAAAACCGCCCAUAUAUGGGGCCACCUACUCGAUAUUGGGAUGGGGAAGAUUGUAUAUGGAUGGCCCCCUGGCAUCAGAGAUCGUUCAGCUGGAUGUAACUCUAAUGGACAUGCAAAGUUGUCUGAUGUACUUCAAGUAUUUUCGCUCGGGAAUGCUUUGUGCCGGCAAAGAUAAUUUAACCAUGGAUGCGGAUCCUUGUCCAGGUGAUAUUGGUUCUCCUCUUAUAAGGGAUCAGGUGAUGUUUGGCCUUGUGGCCUAUCCCCUGGGCUGUGGCUCUGAUGUUCUGCCCUCUGUUUACACGGAUGUUUAUGUUGGUCUCAAGUGGAUUAUGAAAACAAUCAAAGCCUCAUCGAAGGUCAAACUGAGACCAAUUUUUGUCCUGGUUAUGUCCUUGUUGGUUAUGAUGCUGGUUCUCUAAGUCUAUAGUGCUAUACAUUUUCGGAAAACUAAAAUGACAAAGUGUAACUAUAUGUUUGUAAUAAUUAGGACUCCAUUUUGGUAUAUUUAAAACUCUCACGACUCUUAGAACUUGAUGUAAUUUUAACCGAAAAUAAUAAGAAAUUCCCUUAAU
This is a messenger RNA of Drosophila serrata, 1125 nucleotides long. Its product is annotated as chymotrypsin-2. The record is from RefSeq and is a predicted model, not a curated record. Gene Ontology annotation, biological process: proteolysis. NCBI's taxonomy places the organism in Eukaryota, Metazoa, Arthropoda, Insecta, Diptera, Drosophilidae. Gene Ontology annotation, molecular function: serine-type endopeptidase activity.